Molecule: messenger RNA, 2758 nt
Organism: Anopheles gambiae (African malaria mosquito)
Lineage: Eukaryota; Metazoa; Arthropoda; Insecta; Diptera; Culicidae
Product: alpha-N-acetylgalactosaminidase
Exons: 8
Coding region: 318-1652 (444 amino acids)
Biological process (GO): glycoside catabolic process; glycosylceramide catabolic process; oligosaccharide metabolic process
Cellular component (GO): cytoplasm
Molecular function (GO): alpha-galactosidase activity
Source: RefSeq, a predicted model, not a curated record
UCGCAGAGUUUGGCUUUCCGUUUUGGCUGCCGCACUGCACAAUCUAACUCUGGCUCUCGAUCGCAACGGUCGCGGUUUGAGAAGCGUUUAAUAUCCACUGCAAGUACGCGCGUGUUGGCCUGUUUGGCUGUGUUCUUAUUUCCAACCAACAACUCAGCGCACAUUACAUCUCUAUCGCCAUCGUCAUCAGCAGCAGGCAGCGUACUAACGUGUCUGAGUUCCGGGGUCUCUUCACCGGGAGCGACAUACAUUCAUUCGCGCAAAAGAACAGAUUCUCCGUCUGCAGUUCAAUCCUACAUUAAAACCCGUAGCACACGAUGCAAACACAGCGCAAAAGUAAAGGAGGGACAGCGAUGAAGCGCGCCACGAUGCUGCUCGCCACCAUGCUGUGCAUUGGCGUGCUGCCGGCCUGCAUCUACAGCCUCGAAAACGGACUCGCCAGGACACCGCCGAUGGGAUGGCUGUCGUGGGAGCGCUUCCGCUGCAAUACGGACUGCGAGGGUGAUCCGGAAAAUUGCAUCAGUGAGCACCUAUUCCGUACGAUGGCCGACCUGGUCGUGAGCGAAGGAUAUGCCGCCGUCGGCUACGAGUACAUCAACGUGGACGACUGCUGGCUGGAGAAGUCGCGUGGACCGCGCGGUGAGCUGGUCGCCGACCGGCGUCGCUUCCCCAGUGGCAUGAAGGCGCUGGCCAAUUACGUCCACGCCAAGGGCCUUAAGUUCGGCAUCUACGAAGACUACGGCAACUACACGUGUGCCGGAUAUCCGGGAAUUCUUGGCUUCUCGGCGAACGAUGCCGCCCAGUUCGCUUCCUGGGACGUGGACUACGUCAAGCUGGACGGGUGCUACUCGCUGCCGAUUGACAUGGACCAUGGGUAUCCGGAGUUUGGCCGCAAUCUGAAUGCCACCGGGCGCCCGAUGAUCUACUCCUGCAGCUGGCCAGUGUAUCAGAUCUACGCCGGCAUGAAUCCCAACUACUCGUCCAUCAUUCAGCACUGCAAUCUGUGGCGCAACUAUGACGACAUCCAGGACUCGUGGGCCUCGUUGGAGAGCAUCAUCGAUUACUACGGCAACAAUCAGGAUGCCAUCAUCCCGAACGCUGGCCCGGGGCAUUGGAACGAUCCGGACAUGUUGAUCAUUGGCAACUUCGGACUCAGCUACGAACAGUCCAAAACACAGAUGGCGCUUUGGGCGAUUAUGGCUGCACCGCUGAUGAUGUCCGUUGAUCUGCGCACGAUCCGGCCCGAGUUUAAGGCGAUUCUGCAGAACCGCAAAAUUAUUGCGGUCGAUCAAGAUCCGCUCGGCAUCCAGGGGCGAAGAAUCUAUAAGCACAAGGGCAUCGAGAUCUGGUCUCGGCCGAUCACACCGAUCUACCAGACGUACUACUCGUACGCGAUUGCCUUCGUCAACCGGCGAACGGACGGCACCCCGUCGGAUGUGGCCGUGACCCUGCGCGAGCUGGGCCUCAUUUCGCCCACGGGCUACAGGGUUGAGGACCUGUACGAGGAAGUCGACUACGGAGUGCUGAGCCCCCAGACCAAGAUUAAGGUGAAGGUGAACCCAUCGGGUGUAGUGAUACUGCGGGCCGACGUUCAGCCGGAGCGUUUCUCCAAGAGACCGUACAAUCCAAUCUUCUAUCGCUAUCCUAACUAAAGCACUAAAGCACCCGAAUAGUAACUCCACAUCCCAUCAGCAAAAGGCCCCAUUUUUUAAUGCUGUUAGAGAGGGUAGAGCAGACCAGGCGUAGAUGUCGAAAUUUGAAUAACAUAAACCGAUCCCCGCUCGUUAGCAAAAUACAAAUAUUUGUACACGCAGACACAUACACAUCCAUCAGGCGAUAUUUCAGAAACAAGUUGAAGCAGCAUGCAAAAGCAUGGUGCGAUUUGAUAGUGAUGUAAGCAAAACACACCACAGGAACACCCUUUUUGAGGGAUAGCAUAUCGGAAGAAGCAGCAGAAAGACAACAAUCAUGUGCCAGUUUUGAUGGGAAAAAGAAACAUAAUUAAAGCCACAUACACAGCGUACUUCUGUUCGCGCUGACAGACGAAGGAAUAGACAAAAUGCUGCAAUAGACCGACGACCGAGAGAAGGGUUACACCCUUUUUACUUCAGGAGUAACCACCAACACACGGGGCGUUUAUUAGCGUAGGAUCCAAUUGUGAACUAGCUAUAGAAGAAGACGCAUAAGAGCAACCAACACGAUUCUUCUGCAGCCAACAAAACCAAAUGGUGCUUUUCAUACGAACGUGUGCUUCCGUGUACGUAGAGCGAGUAUGCUUCCCCCCUGCACCGGGUGUGCACACUUUGGGUGUAUAGUGGAAGCGCCACAGUGAUAUGAUAACGUUACACGUUACGGUUUUUUUUUAUAAAACACAAGAAUUUUUCCUUCCCGCGCCCUGUCGGGAAAGUAAAACACACCCACACCACCACCACAGCACGGUUGGCUAGUGCUAGCCAAACCGGUGUCUUCCUUGCCGAAUCCCUGGCCCUGUGUCCACUGUGCAGGGCGAGGGAUUUUCCAUCAGAAUCCGUGGUGUAUAAUCUUGGUACGCGCAUAAGAUUAGGUUUGUACAUUGUAUAAUUUAUGAUACGGGACAGUCUGCCUCCCCCGGGAGGGUAACCGAGAGGGACGAGAAAGUAGGUGACGAUGUCCUUGUGUGUGUUUUUUUUUUUAUUUCUUUAAUAGUUUCCAAAACCAAUUAUUGAAUAAAUCAAUUUGAGAUAAUGAACAAAUAAAUAAAACAGAUACGAAACAACAA